Haliotis rubra (blacklip abalone) is the source of this 1191-nucleotide messenger RNA. Its product is annotated as sodium- and chloride-dependent glycine transporter 2-like. The record is from RefSeq and is a predicted model, not a curated record. Gene Ontology annotation, cellular component: membrane. Lineage: Eukaryota; Metazoa; Mollusca; Gastropoda; Lepetellida; Haliotidae. The coding region runs from base 1 to 1191 and encodes 396 amino acids. Gene Ontology annotation, biological process: sodium ion transmembrane transport. The transcript has 10 exons.
AUGCCAACAGGUAUUGGCGUCGGUCAGUUCCUUGCAUGCACGUGCAUGGUUAUCUACUACCAGACCAUUAUAGCCUGGUACAAGGCUCUAGGUGUGUCUGAAGGGGUUCAUCAAAUUGGCCAAAUCCAGUGGCAUCUGGCUCUGUCCCUGUUUGCAUCUUGGACACUCGUAUUUGCAUCACUUAUCAAAGGAGUAAAGAGUGCAGGAAAGGUGGCCUAUGUGACCAUGUUCCUCCCCUACCUGCUGCUGGUCGUCCUGCUGAUCAGAACUCUGCUGCUGCCUGGAGCAGUGGAUGGCAUUGUCUUCUAUCUGAAACCAGAUCUCACCAGACUUCUGGAUCUGCAGGUGUGGCUGGAGGCUCUGUUACAGUUGUUCUACUCACUUGGUCCGGGCUGGGGUGUCAUCGUUACGUUGGCCAGUUACAAUAGAUUUCAUGACAACACAUUAAGGAACUCUGUUGUGCUGACCUUCUGUGGCGAGGGUACAAGCCUGAUCUCGGGGCUGGUCAUCUUCACGGUUCUUGGGUUCAUGGCCAACAGUGCUGGAGUUGGUGUAUCAGAAGUAGCAUCUUCGGGUCCAGGCCUUGCAUUCGUUGCGUACCCAGGAGGCCUGUCUCAACUUCCCCUGCCUCAACUCUGGUCCUCCCUGUUCUUUCUGAUGAUGCUGACAGUUGGAUUGGACAGUCAGGUAAGGCAUCAGUCAUGCACAGGUUUACCAGCAAUACAGGAAAAGACGUUCGGUACAGACAAAUUCGAUACAUUUGCGUGGAUGGAGACAGUGAUAACCAAUGUGAUUGACCAGUUCCCAGCAGUGCUACGGAAGCGGCGGAUUCUGGUCACAGCAGUGGCCUGCACAGCCAGCUUCUGCUUGGUCUGCCCUUCGAGAUUUAGUGGGGACGUGGAGCUAAUGCUGGGCAGGAGAGUACCUAUGUUCUUCAGCAUCAUGCUUGGCUACAUCACGCCUGGCUUUCUUACCAUCGCCUUGUUCCUGGUUCUGUGGCGGUUCCAGCCCCCGACCUAUGGUGACUAUCAGUACCCCUGGGUGUGUCAGGUAGCAGGGUGGAUCUUAGCCUCCAUGUCUGUCAUCCCUGUACCUGUCAUGGCGGUUGUCACCUUGCUCAAGGCCAAAGGAUCGUUCAUGGAUAGACUGGCAGCGAGUUGCAGGCCUAAAGAUUCAUGGGGCCGUCACUGA